Aplosporella prunicola CBS 121167 is the source of this 2553-nucleotide messenger RNA. RefSeq lists its product as uncharacterized. Lineage: Eukaryota; Fungi; Ascomycota; Dothideomycetes; Botryosphaeriales; Aplosporellaceae. The record is from RefSeq and is a predicted model, not a curated record. The transcript is spliced from 2 exons. Gene Ontology annotation, cellular component: mitochondrion. Gene Ontology annotation, molecular function: ATP binding; nucleic acid binding. The coding region runs from base 103 to 2271 and encodes 722 amino acids.
AUUCCACUCCGCCAGUCUUUGGAGUCCCCUCUGUUCAAUUGUCGUCCCCUUUGAUCCUACUCUUCAUCUCGUCAUCAGUCGUUCGCAGUUCCUCUACUCGUUAUGCUCGCGCCUCUUCGGAGAUGCUCUGCAUCUCUUCCUCGCGCGCUCAGCUGCGCCGCCAUUGCGCGGCCUGCUCUGCGCAGCGCGCCGCUCUCGACUCCUCGCUUUGUCGUGUCUCAGUCGAAGCUGGCGCCUAUCCUCUCCGUCCGGAGCUUCCAGCUGAGCGCUCGCCUCUCUGAAGCCGCUGCGGCCGAGGCCCCGGCACAGGAACCUCUGAUCACCCAGUUUGCGGAUCUUGAAGCCAAGGGAUUGGUGCACCCUAACAUCAUCCGCUCUAUCACGGCCAUGGGCAUCGAGACGAUGACCGAUGUUCAGUCGCAGAGUAUCAAUGAGGCGCUCCGAGGUUCCGAUAUGAUUGCCCAAGCCAAGACUGGAACGGGCAAGACCAUCGGCUUCCUCCUACCUAUGCUGCAAAGAAUUAUCGCCGCUAACCCCGAGCUCGCUCAAGCCCAACGGGCUCCCCAAUCCUCGCAUUAUUCGCGGCGUUAUCAGCAGCACCAGCGGUUUUCGCAAACUCCCCCCGAUAUUCAAGCUAUUGUCAUCUCACCGACAAGAGAGCUGGCAGAGCAGAUUGCCGUAGAGGCGAGGAAGUUGACUGCCCGGACUGGUGUCAUUGUACAAACAGCCGUUGGUGGUACGAAGAAGAGGGAAGGUCUGAUGAAGAUCAAGAGGGAAGGUUGCCACGUUUUGGUGGCGACUCCCGGUCGUCUGCACGAUCUUCUCUCCGACCCCUACAGUGGCGUGAAGGCGCCCAACCUGAAGUACUUCGUCAUGGAUGAAGCGGACCGUCUUCUUGAUGCUGGUUUCUUCGAGGAACUUACCAACAUCCAAGCGCAGCUUCCCGCAAGGGAAGAGGUCGACCGCCAAACGCUUAUGUUUUCUGCCACGGUCCCCAAAGAAGUAAUUCGACUAGUCCGUCAGACUCUGAAGCCCGGCUUCCAGUUUGUCCGCACGGUGAAAGAAGAUGAAGAACCCACCCACCACAGGGUACCUCAAAAGGCCGUCGUUGCUCCUCUUCGCAAUUCGCACACCGUCCUGCUCGAGCUGAUCCAGAAGAACCUGGAAUUGAACAGGCAGGGUGAGGGACGUCCCUUCAAGGCUAUCGUCUACAUCAACACCCUCAAGGAUGUAAAGGUCUACUUCGAUCUUUUUAUGAAGCUCCGGAGGGAGCUCCGGCCGGCCUCCGUUUAUGGAAUUCAUUCCCAAAUGGAGCAAGGUUCUCGUCAACGGGCGGCAGACUCAUUCAGAGCUGAUGAGACUGCUAUCCUCUUCUCCUCGGAUGUCACGGCUCGUGGCAUGGAUUUCCCCAACGUCACGCACGUCAUCCAGAUGGGCUUGCCAAAACAACGCGAGGAUUACAUUCACCGUGUAGGCCGUACCGGCCGUGCGGGUAAAGAAGGCGAGGGCUGGCUGAUAAUCCCGACCUUCGAGCGCCGCGAACUUAGGCAUAAGCUCAAGGAUCUUCCGAUCCAAGCCGACACCUCUCUUGCCACGGCCCAGGCAGGUGUGGAGACAGAAGGCCUUGCACCAGAGGUCGCUGCAUACAGAGAAACCAUUAAAAAUGCAUUCCAAAUGGUGGACCCCGAUAAUGUUACUGCCUCAUUCCUGUCCAUGAUUGGUGGUUUCUCCCCCGCGGCCGGCGCCAAGCAGGAUAUGAUUUAUGAAAUGAAUGACCUUGCCAUUCACACUUGGGGCCUGCCCGAGCCGCCUUUCAUCGGCCCAUCGAUGGCUCAAAAAUUGGGUCUCAACAGACUUGAUGGGAUCAACACGGCAGGAAACAGGAUGAGGUCAGCAACCCACCGCGAAAUUGAUUACGAUCCGAACGAUCCCUUCGGCCUUAAAACGCCGACUGCUGCUCCUGGCUCGACUGGAUCCGCCUAUGGUCGCGGCAGGUCCGGAGGCUACGGUGGUGACAGGCGCGGUGGUGGAGGCUUCGGUGGUGACAGGCGUGGUGGCGGAGGCUUCGGUGGUGACAGGCGCGGUGGUGGAGGCUUCGGCGGUGACAGGCGCGGUGGUGACAGGCGCGGUGGUGGAGGCUUCGGCGGCGACAGGCGUGGUGGUGGAGGCUUCGGUGGAGGCUUCGGUGGUGAGAGGCGCACUGGUCAAGGCGUCGGUGGUGACAGGCGUGGUGGUGGAAGCUUCGGCGGCGACAGGUUCAACCGCUAUUGAUCGUCUGCACUUCGAUCGGUUACGGCCCUGACAGUCGAUUGACGACGGCGUUCAGGAUCUUUCAAACGGCAUGAUGGAUGCCGUCAAUCAUGGUCUUAUGGGCCAAGGAAAAAGCUGUAUCAUGUAUUUUUGUAGUGGGAGGUAGACAUCUAUCUCGGGGAAAAGUAGGGACGGCGUUCAUUUGUAAGUAGGGAAGGAUACCAGUUGGCAUCACGAGUAUUCUCUUAGGUUGUUUAGCAAUUGGCUAGGGACUCUCCAAUCUAUCCGGUGUGUAUCACCACC